This is a messenger RNA of Odocoileus virginianus texanus, 1592 nucleotides long. RefSeq names its product MPN domain containing (gene MPND). The record is from RefSeq and is a predicted model, not a curated record. Gene Ontology annotation, molecular function: metallopeptidase activity; protein binding. NCBI's taxonomy places the organism in Eukaryota, Metazoa, Chordata, Mammalia, Artiodactyla, Cervidae.
AUGGCAGCUCCAGAGCCGCUGUCCCCUGCGGGCGGCGCGGGCGAGGAGGCACCGGAUGAAGACGAGGACGAGGCGGAGGCCGAGGACCCCGAGCGGCCAGGGGCAUCGGGAGGGUCUGGGAGCUGCGGCGGGCCAGGGGGCGCGCUCACUAGGCGCGCGGUCACGCUGCGGGUGCUCCUCAAAGACGCGCUGCUGGAGCCCGGCGCCGGAGUGCUGUCCAUCUACUACCUGGGGAAGAAGUUCGUGGGAGACCUGCAACCCGAUGGAAGGAUUGUGUGGCAGGAAACAGGCCAGGUGUUCAACUCACCCAGCGCCUGGGCCACCCAUUGCAAGAAGCUGGUGAACCCAGCCAAGAAGUCUGGCUGUGGCUGGGCCUCUGUCAAAUACAAGGGCCAGAAACUGGACAAGUACAAAGCUGCUUGGCUCCGGCGAAACCAGCUCCAUAUGACUGCAGCUGCCGCUGAUGAGAGCCCGGCCAGCGAAGGAGAGGAGGAGGAGCUGCUGAUAGAGGAAGAGGAGGAGGAGGUUCUGACAGGAGCCUCAGCGGAGGACAAGAGUAGGAGACCGCAAGGGAAGGGCCCGUCAGAGCCUGCCCACUCGGAGGCCACACCCCCAGGGAAAAGGGUGGAAAACAAGAUCCGGGUGCCGGUGCGCUACUGCAUGCUGGGAAGUCGUGAUUCGGCCAGGAACCCCCACACCCUGGUGGAAGUAACGUCUUUCGCAGCCAUCAACAAGUUCCAGCCGUUCAACGUGGCUGUCUCCAGCAACGUGCUGUUCCUGCUGGACUUCCACAGCCACCUGACCCGCAGCCAGGUCGUGGGGUACCUGGGGGGCCGCUGGGACAUCAACAGUCAGAUGCUCACGGUGCUCAGAGCCUUCCCCUGUCGGAGCCGGCUGGGGGACGCGGAGACCGCGGCCACCGUGGAAGAGGAGAUCUACCAGAGCCUGCUCCUGCGCGGCCUGUCCCUGGUAGGCUGGUACCACAGCCACCCGCACAGCCCGGCGCUACCGUCGCUGCAGGACAUCGACGCGCAAAUGGACUACCAGCUGCGGCUGCAGGGCUCCAGCAACGGUUUCCAGCCCUGCCUCGCCCUGCUCUGCUCCCCUUACUACUCUGGCAACCCCAGCCCGGAGUCCAAGAUCUCGCCCUUCUGGGUCAUGCCGCCGCCUGAGCAAAGGCCCAGUGACUACGGCAUCCCCAUGGAUGUGGAAAUGGCCCAUGUCCAGGACAGCUUCCUGACUAAUGACAUCCUCCAUGAGAUGAUGCUGCUGGUAGAGUUCUACAAGGGCGCCCCUGACCUCGUCAGGUUCCAGGAACCUUGGAACCAGGAGCACACCUACCUGGACAAGCUGAAGAUCUCCCUGGCCAGCAGGAUGCCCAAGGACCAGGGCCUAGGCCACAUGCUGGAGCAGGUUUACAGCAUCCUCAAGCAGGGGAACUGAGGGCACCAGUCUCCAAACACAGGAGAGAGGGCUCUGGUCAGACGCAGCCCCUGCGCCUCUGGGUGAGGGGGUGGGUCCAGGGCUUCUGUGCUGUUUGUCCUGUGUGACUGACAGGGGCUCAGUUUAUAUAAUAAACGAGAAACGGGCCA